This is a messenger RNA of Penicillium cinerascens, 1440 nucleotides long. Its product is annotated as indoleamine 2,3-dioxygenase. Gene Ontology annotation, biological process: 'de novo' NAD+ biosynthetic process from L-tryptophan. The transcript has 2 exons. The record is from RefSeq and is a predicted model, not a curated record. Lineage: Eukaryota; Fungi; Ascomycota; Eurotiomycetes; Eurotiales; Aspergillaceae. Gene Ontology annotation, molecular function: indoleamine 2,3-dioxygenase activity; heme binding; metal ion binding. The coding region runs from base 1 to 1440 and encodes 479 amino acids. Gene Ontology annotation, cellular component: cytoplasm.
AUGCUGCCUCCAGUUCCUUCCCUCGAAGACUACGGCAUCUCGCCGGAGCACGGUUUCCUCUCUCCGGAGUCUCCGCUGGAGGUCCUGCCGGAUCCAUACUACGCCAAGUGGGAGGCGCUUGCUGCUAAUUUGCAGCCUCUGCUGCUGAGCAAGCGGGUGCGAGGAUUGGUUGAUCGUCUACCCAUUCUCUCGACUGCACACCUGCAGACAGAUGCCGAGUGGCGGCGAGCUUACGUCGUGCUGGUCUUUCUGCUUCACGGCUAUGUCUGGGGUGGUGAUCGUCCUGCCGAGAAAAUUCCCCCGCAAUUGACCGUGCCAUUGUUCGAAGUCUGCGAACGACUGGAAGUGCCACCUGUUGCAACUUACGCCGGAGUCUGUCUCUGGAACUAUAAGCCGAUUUUUCCCGACGAGCCGGCCGACGAUUUGGAUAACCUCGCCUGCCUACAGACAUUCACUGGGUCAUUAGAUGAGCAAUGGUUCUAUCUGGUAUCGAUAGCCAUAGAAGCUCGCGGUGCUCCGUCGAUCCCUCUUAUGCUUCAGGCUAUUACUGCCGCUCGCGUUGGCAAAACCCGAGUGGUGACGGAAUGCCUGCAACAGAUGGCGGAGAUUCUGGACGAGAUCACCACGUUGCUGCAGCGCAUGUACGAGAACUGCGACCCGUACAUCUUCUACAACCGCAUUCGCCCCUACCUGGCCGGCAGCAAGAACAUGGCUGAUGCCGGGCUUCCCAAGGGUCUCUUGUAUGAUGACGGGCGCAACCAGCCGGAGUACCGCCAGUACGGUGGCGGCAGCAAUGCCCAAAGCUCUUUAAUCCAGUUCUUCGAUAUUGUGCUGGGCAUUGAGCACAGACCUACUGGCGUUGGCCGCAAAGACCAGAGUGCCUCCGAGGAUUCCAAGUCUCGGCACUCUUUCAUUCAUGAUAUGCGUGCCUACAUGCCUGGCCCUCACCGACGAUUCUUGGAGGACAUCGAUUCCAUUGCCAACAUCCGCGCGUUCGUGGAAGCGCGACGCGCAGACCCUGCGCUACGACUUGCAUAUGAUGCAUGCCUUUCUAUGCUGCGUGCCAUGCGUGACAAGCACAUUCAAAUUGUGUCACGCUAUAUCAUUCUGCAAUCCCGUGGGGCUCGUGCCGGCUCUCAGUCCGCUGGCUCGGAUCAAUCAACUGCUACGAAUCUGGCCACUGCUGCCCCAACGGAUAAGAAAAAGUUACGCGGCACGGGUGGCACUGCGCUCAUCCCUUUCCUCAAGCAGGCGCGCGACGAGACCGGUGAACCAGCUAUUGACGCAUGGGCACAAAGAUUGCUCAGCGCCUCUCCUGGUGAUGCAGGUUCCGCGUCGUUGAGUAAAGUCGGAGAGCACCCCGACGGUCAUCUGGAAGUUGUUGGUCUAUGUGGGACUUGGACAGCGGACGACAGUGAGGGUGGAAUCUGUCACUGGUAA